This is a messenger RNA of Notechis scutatus (mainland tiger snake), 5664 nucleotides long. The record is from RefSeq and is a predicted model, not a curated record. NCBI's taxonomy places the organism in Eukaryota, Metazoa, Chordata, Lepidosauria, Squamata, Elapidae.
CUCUCCUUUCUCUCUUGAAGCAUUUCUACCAGAGCAGGGCCCAGCCACCGACCAGUGCUUCCCGGGUGCAGAGUAACACGUCGGCUCGGCCUGGCCCACCCACUCAUGUUUAUCCAGCUGCUUCCCAGGUCAUGAUGAUCCCUUCACAGAUCUCCUAUCCUGCUUCGCAAGGUGCCUACUACAUCCCUGGACAGGGUCGCAACACAUAUGUCGUUCCGACACAGCAGUAUCCUGUCCAACCUGGUGCCCCCAGCUUUUACCCCGGAGGCAACACCCCAGAGUAUGGCCCUUUUGCUGGUGCAUAUUAUCCUGCGCAGAACGUGCAACAAUUCCCAACUUCCCAAGUCAUGAUGAAUCCUCAGCCACCGGUCCCGCCAAAGCGAGAGCGCAAGACAAUCCGAAUACGAGAUCCAAAUCAGGGUGGCAAAGAUAUCACAGAGGAAAUAAUGUCUGGCGCUAGAACUUCUUCUACCCCAACUCCUCCUCAGCUGUUUUCCAAUCCCUUAAAGAACCGUCAUUUUUUUAAACAUAAAAUUGUUGUGUUCUGGAGGACUCAACCCUCUUCUUUUUCUUUCCCACCAGAUGACCGUCCCAAGGCCGGCCCAGUAGUAAGUAAACCGGUAUCCUUGGAGACUAGUAAAUCGGCUUCCCCAUCUCCCCCUCCGCCCCUGACCGAGGUGGAGCCUGUGCAGCCGGCCACUGUGACGCUGGUGCGCCCAGAGAGCCCUGUUGCUGUGGACACUAGAGAGGAGCUGCUGGAGGUCCCUGAAGACAUCCUCGAGCCUGUUAGCACCACCACUACAGUGCCAGGGGGGCUUGUGCCCCCUCCGGAGUCCUUCGUUUUGGACACAGAACCUCAGGAAGAGGUCGCUGCUAGCCCUGUUUUGGAGAUUCCUUCCCAGCCACCCCCAGAAACACAGGUGGAGGAAGAGGUGGUAGCAGAAGAGACAGUGGUUACCCAACAGGAGGCUUUUCAACCCGAGGAGCCUCCCUUAGCGCUGCCGUGCGCCCCUCCCGAUCCUUCUCCGCCGCUGGAGGAGGUGGCGGCUGAAGGGGGGGAGGCCAUUGAGUCAAAUGGGGUCUUAGAGGAGGAGCCACUGGAGGCGAUGCCCGAGGUGCCCCCGUGCGAGCCAGAACCGGCCAUGGAAUCCCCCAUUGCUCAGCCGGAAGAGCAGGCAAUACCUGCAGGACUUGAGACCCCAGAGAAGCAAGAGGCCGAAGAGCCAGAGGAAGAGCCCGAGUCGGAUAUCAGCCCCAUCUCUGAACCCGAAGAGGUCAAGCCCGAGGAGGUGAUUGUCCCAGUGGCCGCGCCUGCUGUAGAAGAGGAGACGGAGCCAGAGGAGGAAGUGGAGGAGGCAGUCGAGGUCCCGGAGCAAAGUGCGGAACCAGUGGUUGCGCCCUUGGAGACCGCGGAAGUGACGACGCAAGUAGCCGUAUCGGUGCCAAAGAAGAAGCGAAAGAUGAAGGAUCUGAACAAGAAGGAAGCCGUAGGAGAUUUGUUGGAUGCGUUCAAAGAGGUCAGUGAGGGGGCCUCUGAGACGGAGAACAACCCCCCAGCGCCGGCCCCAGAGCCCGAGGAACCUGUCCCAGCUCGUUCCCAGGAGGAGCCUGAGGAGACCUGGGAACAGAAGGAGGAUAAGCUGGAUCCUGAGAAGGUCAAGCAAGCGGAUCAAAAGUACCGCUACAAGGAAGAGCAAUGGAAGCCCUUGAACCCAGAAGAAAAGAAAAGUUACGACCGGGAAUUCCUGCUGGGGUUUCAGUACAUGUUCGCGAGCAUGCAAAAGCCGGAAGGGUUGCCCCAUAUCAGCGACGUGGUCUUGGAAAAGGUGAAUAAGAUGCCCCUGCGUCCCCUGGACCCUGUCCGUUUGAACACGAUGAACUGUGGACCGGACUUCACGCCCUCUUUUGCCAAUCUGGGCCGUCCAACCCCAUCCAACCGUGGGCCGCCGGCUGGGCCAGGACAACGGCGUUCCCAGCAAAGCCUGCGGAAGGAACCCCGGAAGAUUAUUGCCACGGUGUCUCUAAAUGAAGACGUCAAGUUGAACAAGGCUGAGAAGGCUUGGAAGCCCAGCAGCAAGCGGGCCAGUGAAGUAGAAGACCCUGAGAAUAUAAAAACUCAGGAGCUGUUCCGACGUGUGCGCAGCAUUCUCAACAAGUUGACACCCCAGAUGUUCCAGCAGCUGAUGAAGCAGGUCACCGAGCUGUCCAUUGACACGGAAGAACGUCUCAAGGGCGUCAUUGACCUCAUCUUCGAGAAGGCCAUCUCUGAGCCAAACUUCUCCGUUGCCUAUGCCAACAUGUGCCGUUGCCUUAUGGGGCUGAAAGUCCCCACUACUGAUAAACCUUCCACCGUGGUGAAUUUUCGCAAGGUACUCUUGAAUCGCUGCCAGAAAGAGUUUGAGAAAGACAAGGAUGAUGAUGAGAUUUUUGAGAAGAAGCAGAAGGAGAUGGAUGAAGCGGCUACUCCUGAAGAGAAAACGCGCCUAAAAGAGGAGCUGGAUGACGCGAGGGACAAAGCCCGCCGUCGCUCGCUUGGCAACAUCAAGUUCAUUGGGGAACUCUUCAAGCUGAAGAUGCUGACGGAGGCCAUCAUGCACGACUGCGUGGUGAAGCUGCUGAAGAACCACGACGAGGAAUCCCUGGAGUGUCUGUGUCGGUUGCUCACGACCAUCGGCAAGGACCUGGACUUUGAGAAGGCCAAGCCUCGAAUGGAUCAGUACUUCAACCAGAUGGAGAAAAUAAUUAAGGAGAAGAAAACAUCCUCGCGGAUCCGGUUCAUGCUGCAGGAUGUGAUUGACCUCAGGCGGAACAGUUGGGUGCCAAGGAGAGGGGAUCAGGGGCCUAAGACCAUUGACCAGAUUCACAAGGAAGCCGAGAUGGAGGAGCACCGGGAGCACAUUAAAGUGCAACAGCUGAUGUCCAAGCAGGACAAGCGGAGAGGGCCUCCAGGCCCAUCAUCUGCAGGGGGACGAGGAAACCUAGUAUCGGAUGACGGUUGGAACACCGUUCCCAUUAGCAAAGGUAACCGGCCUCUUGACCCCAGCAGGUUAACCAAGAUCACUAAGCCUAGUUCAAUUGACACUAACAGCCAGCUCUUUGCACCUGGUGGACGACUGAGCUGGGGAAAAGGCAGCAGUGGCGGUUCGGGUGCCAAACCUGCUGAACCAGCUGCCGACACCAACCGUCCAGCCACGAGUACUUUGAAUCGUUUUUCAGCCUUACAACAACAGACGGCUCCUGCAGAGAGCCAAGAUGUUCGGCGUGUGGUUCAAAGAAGCAGCAGCAGCCGCGACCGCUCCGAAAAAGGCAGCGAGCGAAGUGAGAGGGUAGAGCGGGCAGAGCGAGGCGACCGCGUGGAGCGGAGCGAGAGGGUAGAGCGGGCAGAGAGAAACCGAACCCCAGUCACCAAGCGCAGCUUCAGCAAAGAAAUGGACGACCGGAGCCGGGAGCGCGAACGGCAAGGAGUCCUUGAAACGGUGCGCAAAGUGGCUAGCAUGACGGAAGAGCGUGACCGAAGCAGGGAACCUGCAAAGCGUGAGCCAGUGGCUCCCGAACCACCCGCCAAACCUGCCUUAUCUGAGGAAGAGCUGGAGAAGAAAGCCAAGGCCAUCACUGAGGAAUACCUACACAUCAAUGAUAUGAAGGAAGCUCUGCAGUGCGUACAGGAACUGGGCUGCCCCACUCAGCUCUACAUCUUUGUCCGGAAUGGCAUCGAGUCCACGUUAGAGCGAAGCACCAUCGCUCGCGAGCACAUGGGGCUUCUCCUCUACCACUUGGUCAAGGCAGGCCACCUCUCCAAGGAGCAGUACUAUAAAGGACUUCAAGAGAUCCUGGAGAUCGGGGAAGACAUGGAGAUUGAUAUACCCCAUAUAUGGCUGUACUUGGCAGAGAUUAUCACCCCCAUUUUAAGAGAAGGCGGGAUUCCCAUGGAGGAGCUCUUCAGGGAGAUCGCCAAGCCCCUAGUCCCUAUUGGCAAAGCCACAACUCUAUUGGUGGAGAUCCUGGGCCUACUUUGCAAAGGAAUGAGCCACAAGAAGGCAGGAACAUUAUGGAGAGAAGGUGGACUGAGUUGGAAAGAAUUCCUGCCGGAGAACCAGGAUAUCAAUAAGUUCAUCACAGAACAGAAAGUCGAAUAUACCAUGGGCGACAGUUCGGAUGCUCCCAGUCGGAAAGAGCUCACCUCUGAAGAACUCUGCAAACAACUAGAUAAACUAUUAAAAGAAAAUGCCAAUAACCAAAGAAUAUACGAUUGGAUUGAGGUAAACCUGAGUGAACAGCAGGUCUCCUCCAGUUUGUUUAUCAGGGCCCUGAUGAUGUCAGUGUGCCAUUCCGCCGUAGUCUUCGAGAAUCCUUACCGGAUGGACAAUCUUGUGAUUAACAGCCGAGCCAAGCUGCUGCAGAAAUACUUGAGUGAUGAAGAUAAGGAGCUCCAGGCCCUUUAUGCUUUACAAGCCCUAGUGGUGAAGCUGGACCAGCCAGCAAAUCUCCUCCGAAUGUUCUUCGAUGCCUUGUACGACGAGGACGUCAUUAAAGAGGACGCCUUCUACAAGUGGGAGUCGAGCAAGGACCCAGCCGAGCAGCAAGGGAAAGGCGUCGCCCUCAAGUCGGUCACAGCCUUUUACACUUGGUUGCGUGAAGCUGAUGACGAAUCCGACACCAACAAUUGAGCAGCCCGCAAGAGUGGGGAGGGCGGCCGGGGUGGGUGGGGGCAGACCGAACCUGCCCUGCUGCUGCUGCUCUGGCCCCCUCCUUGGAGCCUGGACUCCCUUGGGGCGCUGGCGUGGAGGGGGGGGGAACGAGGAGGCGCAGGGCUGACCUCUGCCACUUUUUUUUUCCUCCCGCCCGCCCUCAUUAAGACUACUUCUUUCUUUUUAUUUUUUUUCUCCUUUCUUUUCCCUUUUUUUCCCCCCCCCUUUUUCCUUUUUAUUUUUUUGGUUGGGAUUUUUUUUUCUCUUUUUCUUUUUUUUUUUUCCGUUUUAACAGCCUGUAUUGGUUUGUGUCUGAUGAUAAUAAAUUGAUGCUCAAGGAGGUAGGUGUUGCUGUGGGCGCUCCGCUCAGCCCCCCACCCCACCCCUACCCCGCCCCUCCCUCUCUCUCUGGGCACCUGCCCUGAAUGAUUUUUCCUGAGUGGGGGGGAGGGGAGGGGACGACCCCACCCCCCAAUUCUUCUGGUGCAAAGCACCCCCUGAAACACAUGUCUUUGGAUGGAAAAUGAGGGUGGGUAGCCAACCCAAUGCCUACGCUCCUGCCAUCUCUCUCUCUCUCUCUCUCUCUCUCCCUCUCCCUCCUUCCCUCCUCCCCCCCUCUCUCUCUCCUCCCUCAACCCUCCUUUUCUCCACUUUAUGGCUGAAAUAUAGAGAUUAUAUAAAUAUAUAUAUAAAAUAUAAAUAUAGACUUAUUAAAUCUUUUUUGAGGUUGGAGAAUAGAACUCUUUAAACUGGCCACAAAUGGCUCUUCCCCCCCCCUCUCCCCCCCUCCCCACGCCCACCACCACGGCUGCCUUGGCCUUCGCGGGCCAACCUCACCCCUUCGCACCCUUGCCGUCUCGCCCUGCGCCGUCCCGCCUCCGAGCGCACGGAAAGGGCCGCAACCCGCUUUGUUCUGCACUUGGAUAGUUAACGGAGCUGCUGCGCGCUUGUAAUGGAAAGGAAAACAAAACAAAAA